Molecule: messenger RNA, 1029 nt
Organism: Clonostachys rhizophaga
Lineage: Eukaryota; Fungi; Ascomycota; Sordariomycetes; Hypocreales; Bionectriaceae
Source: the annotation of a GenBank genome assembly
AUGCCUCUCCCUGCUAGCGUCAAACGGGCCGUCUUCAAGGAGGUGGGUGGGGAUCUGGUCAUUGAGAAUGUCCCACUGGAAAUGCCCCGGUCCGGGGAGAUCUUGGUCAAGGUGGAGGCUUGUGGAGUUUGCCAUUCGGAAAUCUUGGCACAACGCAACGUCUGGGGGUUCGGAUUCCCCGUCGUCCCCGGACACGAGAUUAUCGGCCGUGUCGCCGCACUCGGCCAAGGAGUCGAGGGUUGGAAGGUCGGCGACCGCAUCGGUGCCGGCUGGCAUGGAGGGCAUGACAACACAUGCGCAAUGUGCCAGAAGGAGCUUUACCAGUUCUGCCAACCAGUGAUCAUCAAUGGCAUAAGCACAAACGGUGGAUAUGCGGAAUACUGUCUCGUAAGGGCCGAGGCCACGGUCCGCGUACCAGAAGAUGUGGACGCGGCCAAGUACGCUCCGCUGCUGUGUGCAGGGACUACUUCAUUCUCGGCCCUCAAGACCGUCGACAUUCAGCAGGGUGACCUGGUCGCCGUCCAAGGUAUAGGGGGGGUGGGCCACUUGGCCAUCCAAUACGCCAAAAAGCUGGGAGCUCGCGUGGUCGCCAUCUCGCGAGGUGCCGACAAGGAGGAAUCGAUCCGAGCAUUAGGUGCUGACGAGUACAUUGACGCCGCCGGGGAUCAGGAUCCUGGCGAGGUGCUGAAGCAACUCGGCUAUGCCAAACUAGUCUUGACAACCGCCAUGGACACAGCCGCAAUGACACCCUUGAUCAAGGGUAUUGGCGUGCGUGGGAAGCUGAUGAUUCUCAGUCUCCCCCAAGACGGAAACAUCACUGUCGAUUCGAACGACAUGAUCACUCGUGGCAUCUCUAUGCAAUCGUUUAAUGUAGGGAACUGCUUCGACUCUCAGCAUGCCAUGGACUUUGCGCAUUCCAAAGGCAUCACAUGUGCUGUUAAAACAUUUCCUCUUGACAAGGCACAAGAGGCGUAUGAUGCCAUGUUGCAAGGAAAAGUUCGAUACCGCUCUGUUCUGACCAUGGACUAA